UUUAGUUUGUGUGCUAGUCGCUUGCACUGGUGAAUUAGACAGGAAUUUUUUAAUUCAGUCUUUCCAAAAAAUGAAAAAAGUCAGUGACGAAUGUGUUGCUGAAACUCAAGCUACUAGAGAUGAUAUUAGAAAACUCUUAAAUCGGAAAAUACCAGAUUCACAUGAAGGCAAAUGCAUGAUUUUUUGCUUUCACAAAUAUUUUCACAUUCAAAAUGAUGACGGAUCUUUGAAUAAAAUGGAUGCUAUUUCUUUAUUAGAACCCAUUAAGCAAUUCAAUCGGGAUAUUUAUAAUAAAGUUGUUAAAAUAGUUAAUACUUGUUUUGAUACAGCUGAAAAUAACGAUGACUCUUGCAUUUAUGCUUCAAAUUUAGCUGAAUGUGCCAUCAGUGAAAGUAAAUCGAUGGGUUUUAUUUUAAAUCGAUGGGUUUAAACGACUUGUUGGUGAUCGAAUAAGAAAUAAUGCCAAUUUGUUCGAAACACAAAUCUUAUAAAUAAAUAAUCAACUAGCAA
Messenger RNA from Tribolium madens (black flour beetle), 510 nucleotides. Its product is annotated as general odorant-binding protein 19d-like. Lineage: Eukaryota; Metazoa; Arthropoda; Insecta; Coleoptera; Tenebrionidae. Bases 71 to 430 code for a protein of 119 amino acids. Gene Ontology annotation, molecular function: odorant binding. The record is from RefSeq and is a predicted model, not a curated record. Gene Ontology annotation, biological process: sensory perception of smell. The transcript has 7 exons.